UUCCGACAGUGGACUCGUCCGUCGUUAGGCCUUUGCGGUAGGGAGUUGUUUGGCGGACCCCGCAAGUUUUUCUUUACUUUACGUGUUAUUGUUGUUCUUGUAAGAAAGGACAAAAUCUGGAUUUCUAGCAUUAUUUGCCACUAUAUACACGCUGUUUGUCGACAGACCAUAGAAACGUAGUGUUUUGGGGUGUGGUGACAAGUACAAGGCCAAAGAAGGAAGGAAGGAAGGUAUCGGUGAGUCGACCUGUCCGCAGCUGAGCUUAUGAUGCCGACGUUGCGGGACAGCACCAUGUCCCACCCCGGCGAGAAUUCCCACCAAGUCAGGGUGAAAGCUUAUUAUAAAGGGGACAUAAUGAUCACACAUUUUGAGCCAUCUAUCUCGUAUGAGGGCCUAUACGGGGAGGUGAGGGACAUGUGCUCCAUGGACAAUGACCAACUCUUCACCAUGAAGUGGAUUGAUGAAGAAGGUGACCCCUGCACCGUGUCAUCUCAGCUGGAAUUGGAGGAAGCACUGCGACUCUAUGAUCUAAACAAAGACUCAGAGCUCAUUAUCCAUGUUUUCCCAUGUGUACCAGAGAAACCUGGCAUGCCCUGUCCAGGUGAAGACAAAUCAAUAUAUCGGCGUGGAGCCCGGCGCUGGAGGAAGCUUUACUAUGCCAGCGGUCACGCCUUUCAGGCCAAACGCUUUAACAGGCGAGCCCACUGUGCCAUCUGUACAGACCGAAUCUGGGGUCUGGGAAGACAAGGCUACAAAUGCAUUAACUGCAAACUGCUGGUGCACAAGAAGUGCCAUAAACUGGUGACAGUGGAAUGUGGCAGACCUAUGAUCCAGGAACCUACCAUUCCCGGCCAACCAUUGAGUCAGUUAGACCCAAAUGAACAGCCAGGCCCUCAGAAUAAAGACUCCAGAGAAAGCUUGACUUACGAUGGAGAAGAGAAAGAGGCACGUAGCAGCAGAGACACAGGAAAAUCGCCCUCCAGUCUGGGCCUAGCAGAUUUCGAUCUGUUGAGGGUGAUCGGAAGAGGCAGCUACGCCAAGGUGCUGUUAGUGCAGCUGAAGAAAACAGAACGUAUUUAUGCCAUGAAGGUCGUCAAGAAGGAGCUGGUCAAUGACGAUGAGGACAUUGACUGGGUCCAAACAGAGAAGCAUGUCUUUGAGCAGGCUUCUAAUCAUCCCUUCCUGGUCGGCCUCCACUCCUGUUUUCAGACAGAAAGCAGACUCUUCUUUGUUAUUGAAUAUGUGAACGGUGGAGAUCUCAUGUUCCACAUGCAAAGACAAAGGAAACUUCCAGAAGAACAUGCUAGAUUCUACUCAGCAGAGAUCAGUCUGGCGCUAAACUACCUCCAUGAGCGAGGAAUUAUCUACAGAGACUUGAAACUGGACAACGUACUGCUGGAUUCUGAAGGACACAUCAAACUCACAGACUAUGGCAUGUGCAAGGAGGGCUUAAGACCAGGCGAUACAACGAGCACUUUCUGUGGUACCCCCAAUUACAUCGCCCCCGAAAUACUCAGAGGAGAGGAUUACGGGUUCAGUGUGGACUGGUGGGCACUGGGCGUGCUGAUGUUUGAGAUGAUGGCGGGCCGGUCACCUUUCGAUAUCGUUGGCAGCUCUGACAAUCCAGACCAGAACACAGAAGACUACCUCUUCCAAGUAAUAUUGGAAAAACAGAUCCGAAUCCCCCGCUCGUUGUCAGUCAAAGCUGCCAGUGUGCUCAAAGGGUUCCUCAACAAGGAUCCCAAGGAGCGUCUAGGCUGCCAUCCGCAGACAGGCUUUGCAGACAUCAUGGGUCAUCCUUUCUUCCGCAAUGUCGACUGGGACCUGCUGGAGCAGAAGCAGGUGGUCCCUCCAUUCAAGCCCAACAUCUCAGGGGAAUUCGGACUGGACAACUUUGACGCCCAGUUCACCAAUGAGCCCAUCCAACUCACGCCUGACGACGAUGAUGUGGUCAAGAAGAUUGACCAGUCUGAGUUUGAAGGCUUCGAGUACAUCAACCCUUUGCUGAUGUCAGCAGAGGAGUGUGUGUGAGGGAUGUGACAUCUGUGCUCAUGCACGCCACCCACACGCACACAUGAACACACACUCAUGCACGUGUUUACGUGGCGUCUCAGUGUCUUCAAGCUGCAUGGUUACGAGACAGCCUGAUGACAUCAACCUUCUGUUUGAGCGCCGCACAUGCACAGUAGAACACUUAUUUGCCAAAACUAGUCUCACACUCUGCCAUUUAUAACCACUUGCCCUUAAGCCUACCUUCUUUCUUAAUUAUUUUUAUAUCAUGUAAAUCUGCACUGAUAUCAAUUCUCUCAUCGGGGGCCUCUAUCAGUAGCCAGUGUGGCUACAAAGUUCUUCCAAGGUUGCUGUGCGUGGGGGCAGGAGGGAUGAGGCACGACCCCUGACAGACUGAGCAUCCUUUCCUUCCACCUGGUGGGUGUUUUCGAUUUUAUUUGUAUAUAUACACAAAACUACUAUUGAGGAUAUUUGUUAGUCAAGGCCUUUUUAGCUUCAAGCCACAGUUGGACAAAACUGACAUUAAUUGUCAUUGUGGAAUUAGCUUUGUUGCGAAAUCCCUUCUGUAGAGGAAAGAAGACUCAUAACAGUAGCCUUUUAAAAUGGAAAAAGAUAAAAAAAAAUCUAUAUAUUUUUCUCAUGUUUUAUUUAAUAACAUACCAGUCAUUGUCCAGCCUGAGUAACACCACUAGAGGAAUACUCAUCUUCUGGAAAAUAAGAGUCUGCUUCAGGUCCCUUCCCCCAGAAUGUAGGAACUUCAACCGCACUAUAAUGCUAAUACUGAGGUAAUGCUCCCAAACUGUGAAUGAAAGACCUCGCUGUGGUGGAAAAUGGGGCUGGAAGAAUAGCACAUAAUUCCUGAAUGCUGGAGCAAGGGAUUGAUUUUGCUCUGCUGACCAUCCAUGAAAUUCACACAGGACCAAAAAACAGAAACAGUUUUCUGAAAAAUGUCUUGCUGGUACGUUUUAGAGGGUACAGUAUAUAAAGGAAGAUGUGCUGUCCUCUGUCAUAAAAUUUAUAUAUUCAUUUUUUGGGGGCUCAUUUUUAGUACUAUACCUUUCUGUUAUCUUUUUUAAAAAAAUAUAUUUUCUCCAUUCCCUGUGUUUGUUGUAAAUCAGAAUGUUAAGUGAUUGUUAAAAUGAGAGCUUGGCUAGAAGCCCAAACCUAUGACACAGUGCAGUUUUGGUCUUGAAGUGUGGUUUUAAAACUGCACUCUGUCUGCUGUGCUCCAUUUUUUCCUAUAUGUAGUCUGCAGUUUCAAUGAGGUAUUUUAUAAAACUGCUUUAAAACAUGUAAGAGGUGUGAUGAUUCACUCUCUGCUCCUUGACUGUAACGACACUAAGUGAUGGUGGAAGAACCGCCAGACUAUCUUCCAGUCGAAGCAUCUCUCUGUUUGUGUUCAUGUUUUUGGGCUCACAUAGUAACCAGACCAGAGGAACACAUUCAUCUGUUACACUUUUUACUUUUGCUUUCCUGUUACUUUUUUUGUGAAUAAUCAGAUUUAAUUUAGACUUUUUUUUAUCACUACAUUGAUAUCAAAAUGUUAUUUGGUGAAGCCAAUGGAAACACUAUUUGUUGUAUUUCUUGUGUUUUGGGGAUGUUUACCAUCUCUGGUGAACUUCAUUAAUGUUCAAAGAAAAACAGAUGGUAAAAUAAACAUUUUAUUUCUCUC
This is a messenger RNA of Acanthochromis polyacanthus (spiny chromis), 3682 nucleotides long. RefSeq names its product protein kinase C, iota (gene prkci). Gene Ontology annotation, molecular function: protein binding; protein serine/threonine kinase activity; ATP binding. The transcript has 18 exons. The coding region runs from base 265 to 2031 and encodes 588 amino acids. Gene Ontology annotation, biological process: protein phosphorylation. The record is from RefSeq and is a predicted model, not a curated record. Lineage: Eukaryota; Metazoa; Chordata; Actinopteri; Pomacentridae.